Messenger RNA from Hyaloscypha bicolor E, 4482 nucleotides. RefSeq names its product beta and beta-prime subunits of DNA dependent RNA-polymerase. The transcript has 4 exons. Bases 1 to 4482 code for a protein of 1493 amino acids. Gene Ontology annotation, molecular function: DNA-directed RNA polymerase activity; DNA binding. The record is from RefSeq and is a predicted model, not a curated record. Gene Ontology annotation, biological process: DNA-templated transcription. NCBI's taxonomy places the organism in Eukaryota, Fungi, Ascomycota, Leotiomycetes, Helotiales, Hyaloscyphaceae.
AUGACUUUCGAAUUGACCGGUGACAUGGAUAGCUUAUUGGAGAAUCUCGGGCAAAGCAGUCAUCAGGGCUUCAGAAAAGACUUCCUUGUGCUCUGCAAAACCAGCGACUUUGCUGGUCUGAAGGAUGAGUACAUACUACCGAAGCGGUUCAAGAACCUCAAGUUCGGGAUCAACUCAAAUCAAGGGAUUGUCAACCAGGCCGUCCUCGAAGUCUCGGACCGAAUGCUCUACGAUGUCGAAAAGAUGCGAAGGCCCGUUCAACAUGGUGCAUUGGACUCUAGAUUAGGCACCUCGAGCAAGACCGGCAUCUGCGAAACCUGCGGUGAAGGACUCCAGAACUGCAACGGGCAUUUUGGCCAUGUCAGGCUGGCCCUUCCUGCAUUUCACAUUGGAUAUCUGAAGUUGGUUAUGAAUAUCUUACAGAAUAUCUGCAAAGACUGCGCAAGAGUACUGCUUACAGACACCGAUCGCCGAAGCUUCCUGAAGGAAUUACGAAGACCUGGGAUCGACAAUUUGAAGAGAACGCAGAUCUGCAAAAGGAUUAACGAGCAAUGCCGCAAAGCAAAGAUAUGUCCACAUUGCGACGCAGUCAACGGCCAGAUCCGAAAGAUCGGCGUGCUCAAGUUGGCUCACGAUAAAUACCAGGCCUACAACAAAUCAACUGCUGCAAAGAAAGUAGCUCCUGCGAGUUUGGUCACUUUCCAGAAAUCUUUCGAGGAGGCGAAAAAGAACAAUACAGAUCUUGACAAGCAUAUGAAGAAGGCUAUGGAUGAUUUGAACCCGCUCAGGGUCCUAAAUCUUUUCAAGAUGAUUACUCCAAAUGACUGCGAGCUUUUGGGCAUGAACCCUGCCGAAGGCAGACCAGAAAUGUUUAUAUGGCAAUUCGUGCCGGCACCUCCUAUUUGUAUCCGCCCUUCAGUCGCGCAGGAGAAUGCAAGCACCGAAGAUGAUCUCACAACCAAAUUGGCUGAUAUUGUCCAUAUCAGCUCCUUGAUUCGUGCGGCAUUGCAAAAAGGACAGCCAGUGCAAACCAUCAUGGAGCAAUGGGACUACCUCCAGUUGCAAAUUGCCAUGUAUGUGAACAGCGACGUCCCUGGUCUUCAGCAACCUGGUUUCGGAAAGGCUAUUCGAGGUUUCUGCCAACGGUUAAAAGGAAAGCAGGGUCGAUUUCGUGGCAAUCUAUCAGGGAAGCGUGUCGACUUUUCAGGGCGAACUGUCAUUUCGCCAGAUCCAAACCUGGGCAUCGAUCAGGUUGCAAUUCCAAUACUGGUUGCUAAAAAUCUCACAUACCCGGAACGGGUCCAACGGCAUAAUAUCGAGAAGCUGAGACGGUGUAUUUUGAACGGGCCAAAUAUCCACCCUGGAGCUCAACAGAUUCUCAAGAAAGACUCAGACCACAAGAUCUCUCUGAAAUUUGCUCGAAAGGAAAUCGAGGCAAAGCACCUGAGGAUUGGAGAUGUGGUGGAGAGACAUCUCGAAGACGGUGACAUCGUUCUCUUCAACAGGCAGCCGUCGCUCCACAAACUCAGUAUUAUGAGCCAUUACGUCAAAGUCAGACCGUGGAGGACCUUCCGUCUGAACGAGUGUGUGUGCAAUCCGUACAACGCCGAUUUCGAUGGCGACGAGAUGAAUUUGCAUGUCCCCCAAACGGAAGAGGCAAGGACAGAGGCAAUCAAUCUGAUGGGGGUCAAGAACAAUCUCUCAACACCGAAGAACGGAGAACCGAUUAUUUCGGCGACCCAAGAUUUCAUCACAGCGGCAUACCUUCUCAGCAGCAAGGAGAACUUCUUCGAUCGAAAGACCUUCACCAAUCUCUGCAUGUACAUGGUAGAUGGAAAUGUCCACCUUGAUCUACCACCUCCUGCAAUCGUAAAGCCGCAGGCCUUGUGGACGGGAAAGCAAGUUUUCAGUGUCCUCAUGCGACCAAACAAGUCAUCCCCAGUCAAAGUCAACCUCGACGCAAAAUGCCGAGAUUACAAAUCCGGCUCCGGCAAAUGCCCAGAUAUGGAUCCUAAUGACGGCUGGCUGGUAGUACGCAAUUCAGAAGUUAUGUGUGGUAGAAUGGACAAGACAACUGUGGGUUCUGGGAAGAAAGACUCCAUAUUUUACAUUAUCCUUCGAGACUUCGGCCCGGAUGAGGCCGUUCUAGCGAUGAAUAGGCUUGCGAAGAUCUCUGCGAGAUAUCUUACAAACCAGGGAUUUUCCAUCGGUAUCAGCGAUGUUUAUCCAUCACAGAAGCUCACGGACAAGAAGCAGGCACUAGUUGAUAAGGCCUAUCUGGAGUGUGAGCAAUUGAUCCAGACUUUCAAGGAAGGCAAACUGGAGAAAGCUACAGGGUGUAACAUGGAGGAGACUCUGGAGAACGCAAUAUCUGGUAUUCUCAGCAGAGUUCGACAGCAAGCCGGCGAAUACUGUAUCGAAACCCUAAGCAAGUGGAACGCCCCACUUAUCAUGGCCAAGUCCGGAUCCAAGGGAUCAAACAUCAACGUCGCGCAAAUGGUGGCAGUUGUCGGCCAGCAGAUUAUUGGGGGACAGCGUGUUCCCGACGGCUUUCAAGACCGAAGUCUUCCUCAUUUUCCAAAAAAUGCUCGUCAGCCCCCAUCGAAAGGCUUUGUCAAGAACAGUUUCUUCUCGGGCCUCACACCCACAGAAUUUCUGUUCCACGCCAUUUCUGGACGUGAAGGCUUGGUCGAUACUGCCGUCAAGACUGCUGAGACUGGUUACAUGUCUCGAAGACUCAUGAAGUCUCUCGAGGAUCUGUCUACGCAGUACGACGAUACAGUGCGGAACUCCUCGGGCAUAAUUGUUCAGUUCCAAUUUGGAGCUGACAAGCUUGAUCCUGUCGACAUGGAAGGCAGUGCUGUCCCUGUCAACUUUGAGCGGACAUGGACCCAUGCUGAGACUCUUACCUGGGACAACGACGAGCGUUGCAUGUUGCCGUUCGAGAUUACAGCAGAAUGUAACAGGCUGUUGGCUAACCAAAAGUCUAAGUAUGCCCGAAAGGGCCUGCUCGAAGAGUCUCUCGAGUACGAUGACCAAAGCGAUUAUGCGAUUGACGAGUUUGAAAGCGCUCGAGGCUUUCUUGCCACCAUCACCAAGUUUGUGGGCGGUCUAGCUUCGCGCAUGGCCAGAGUACGACGACAAGCAGGGCUACACGAUUUCGAGGAUGAUCCAAUGUUAGCGAGAGACUUUCUUGAAAGGAAAGAGGAUCAAGGGAGGCGAGACCAAGUGGAACGUGUUGCCAAGGUUUCGCUGUCGACUUUGAAGGUGUUCAUCUCGCUCUGCCUGGACAAAUAUGCCAAAGCCCACGUUGAACCUGGUCAUGCCGUCGGUGCCGUCGGUGCUCAAUCCAUUGGUGAGCCAGGAACUCAGAUGACCUUGAAGACCUUCCAUUUUGCUGGUGUUGCCGGCAUGAGUAUCACGCAGGGUGUCCCACGUAUCAAGGAGAUCAUCAACGCGUCUAAAGCUAUCAGCACUCCCGUCAUCACCUGCCCCUUGGAGAACAACAAGCAAAUUGAAGUUGCCCGCGUGGUGAAGGGUCGUAUCGAGAAGACUUACAUCUCCGACGUUGUCCGCUUCAUUGAGGAUAUGUGGUCGGCAAAGAAGUCAACGCUUUGCCUCUCUGUCGAUACCGACGUACUCAACGACAUGCAUCUCGGCAUCACUGUGGAAGAUAUUGCCAGAACGAUAUGCCAGAACCGGAAGCUGAAGAUUCGGUACAGCGAUGUGACGGUCGUCAGCGAUUGUAUAUUCAUCAAUGUCACACACGAGAAUGGUGGAAACACGGGAGGACGUGGCGCUGGUGCGAAAAGCAAGCCGAGCCUAGAUGAAGGUGGAUCUGAUCUUUUACUUCGUGUCAACCAUUUGAAGCGCGCUUUGCCUUCUUUGGCAAUCUCAGGCUAUCCAGACGCUACUCGGGCUAUCAUCCAAACAUCUGAGCAGAGCGAGCAUACGGUACUUGUGGAAGGCUAUGGCCUGCGUGCUUGCAUGACAACGGAGGGCGUCAUUGGCACCAAAUGCACAACCAACGGUGUUAUGGAAUGCCGCGAAGUGCUUGGAAUUGAGGCAGCACGUACUACUAUUGCCAAGGAAAUCGGCCUCGUAAUGAUUGAGAUGGGUAUAGAUCCUCGCCACAUGCAGCUUCUCGCAGAUGUCAUGACAUACAAGGGAGAAGUACUCGGUAUCACACGGUUUGGUCUGUCCAAGAUGCGAGAUAGUGUGUUGCAGCUUGCUUCCUUUGAGAAGACCCCGGAUCAUCUCUUUGAAGCCGCCGCAGGAAUGAAGUCCGACAUGAUUGAGGGGGUGAGCGAAUGCAUCAUCAUGGGUCAGACUAUGAGUGUGGGCACGGGAGCAUUCAAAGUCGUUAGACGACUGGGUCUCAAUCCGGAGGAUACCAAAAAGAGGGCCACUGCCUUUGAGGAUGCGUGGACGUGGGAUCGGGCAGAGCGGAAGAUGCAAAAGUCAAGUCGAGUCGAACUCUAG